AUGCAGAAUCAAAGCGUAAAAGAAGAAAUCAAAAUGGGCUUAACAGACACAACAUCAAGCAAAGAAAAAGAAACAACGCAAAAACCCACCUAUUCGUCGUCACAACUUUUAAGUUUACCACAAGAAUUAUUCAUGGACAUUUGCGAAAAUUUACAUCCAAAAGAUUUAUACACGUUAUCCUUAGUUUGUAAACAGUUCAGGAUUAUAUUAUGGUCGAAUUCGACAAAUACACAACAAAUAUGGUGUAAUUCAAGAUCGAAAUUUUUAAAAUCAAAUAUAAAGCUACCCAAUAGUUUAACUGAACAAAAAUUUAUCUGGUUAGGAUUUUUAGGUCAUAAUUGUCAAUAUUGUGGUCAGGAUCUUGAAGAUAAUAAUCGUAGACGUUUUUGGGAAUUUAAAGUCUUGGUAUGCUCUAAAUGUGCUGAUGAAAAGUCCAUCUGUGAUAUCAAUUUCAGGAAUGAUCUUAAUUACUUGAUGAAUGCGACAUCACCAGGAUAUUAUGGAACCAAUCCGUAUUACUGGAAGAGUGAUGUGUCGCGUGUGGUAGAUGAAUAUAAUUCUCUGAGUGAAGACGAAAGAGAAGGUUGGAUCAAAAAUAAACAAGCCGAAUUGAGAGAUGAUAUUCAAGUCAUUGAAGCUUUGAGAACACAAGAAACCGAAAUUAAUCUUAAUAAAUUUCUAUGCAACAUUCUUUCUCGAUAA
Molecule: messenger RNA, 702 nt
Organism: Funneliformis caledonium
Lineage: Eukaryota; Fungi; Glomeromycota; Glomeromycetes; Glomerales; Glomeraceae
Source: the annotation of a GenBank genome assembly